Molecule: messenger RNA, 1228 nt
Organism: Siniperca chuatsi (mandarin fish)
Lineage: Eukaryota; Metazoa; Chordata; Actinopteri; Centrarchiformes; Sinipercidae
Gene: golt1ba
Product: golgi transport 1Ba
Exons: 5
Coding region: 179-595 (138 amino acids)
Biological process (GO): retrograde transport, endosome to Golgi; endoplasmic reticulum to Golgi vesicle-mediated transport
Cellular component (GO): membrane; endoplasmic reticulum
Source: RefSeq, a predicted model, not a curated record
UGAAUGCGACACGGCGCUGUUCCGGAAGAUGACGUUGGGAGAAGGAGUGUUUCCGGAAGACGUGGCUGUUGCUGCAGUGGCAGCUGUCAUCCAAAUUAUUCUUAGAAGAAUACUUGCAUAGCUACUAUACUAUUUUCACUAUUUCUGUUUUAUCUUCACACAUUUGCUCGGCGGCAAGAUGAUUUCGCUAACGGACUCCCAAAAGAUUGGAAUGGGAUUAACAGGCUUUGGCGUGUUUUUCCUCUUCUUCGGGAUGAUCCUGUUCUUUGACAAAGCGCUCCUGGCUAUUGGAAAUAUCCUUUUUGUUGCUGGACUGGCCUUCGUCAUCGGGUUGGAGAGGACCUUCCGCUUCUUCUUCCAGAAACACAAGAUGAAGGCCACCAGUUUCUUCCUGGGAGGUGUGUUUGUGGUGCUCAUUGGCUGGCCCAUCAUCGGAGUUGUGCUAGAGAUCUACGGCUUUUUCCUCUUGUUCAGGGGUUUCUUCCCAGUUAUAGUCGGCUUUAUCAGGAGAAUACCUGUCCUCGGCUCCAUCUUAAACCUGCCCUUCAUCAGUGCAUAUGUGGACAAAGUGGGCGAGAGCAACACCAUGGUGUAACAGUGACUUUUUGUACCCAGAGACGGCUGUUUGAGUGCAGCAGGUUUUAUAAACACAAUGUGCCAUUGGGCUGAUUUAAAGCAGCUAAGGUUAUACGUUCAGAUUCCUCCCCCCUCCAGCAGGAAAAGACUGCUUUCUGUCUGUCUGUAAUUUCACUGGUCAGCGCUACCAAUCAAAGGUUCAUCAGAGCGUCGCACCACCAGUCUGUUACUAAAGGGUGGAGUUACUAAGGUCACUACAAUAAAUAUUUUAACUGCUAUUGAUCACUUCGCCAUUGAGUGCAUCUGGCAUGAAAAUGGAGGAUGGAAGACUCCCUUAAAGCACCAUCGACUCUGUCUACGUGGCUUUCUUACUCUGUGGAACAAACAGACAAAACUACCGACCCUCCACAAGGAUGAGAAGUGGACUGACAGCUAGCCAUGUUGUCACGUUUCUGUGCCUGAGCUUUAACUUUAUUUGAACAAAAGCUUUUUGUCUCUUUGCAGUAAUUCUGUGACACUUUGUUUCUUUUUUUUUGUCUUGCAGCUAUUUGAAUACCAAGUGUGGCUAUUGUAAUGUUUUCCUUUUGUUACAUGUCAUUUCUGUUUAUGGUUUGGCUAAUGAGUACUUCAGUAUAAAACAUUUUUUAAAUGA